Messenger RNA from Aspergillus melleus, 3524 nucleotides. RefSeq names its product putative C6 transcription factor. NCBI's taxonomy places the organism in Eukaryota, Fungi, Ascomycota, Eurotiomycetes, Eurotiales, Aspergillaceae. Gene Ontology annotation, biological process: DNA-templated transcription; positive regulation of transcription by RNA polymerase II. The record is from RefSeq and is a predicted model, not a curated record. The coding region runs from base 509 to 3022 and encodes 837 amino acids. Gene Ontology annotation, molecular function: sequence-specific DNA binding; DNA-binding transcription factor activity, RNA polymerase II-specific; zinc ion binding. The transcript has 4 exons.
UCCGAUCCUUAGUCUUUUACGACGAAAAGGAAUCUCCAGACUUAACCUACCCUAACCUACUAGUAACCAACUGAUUAUUCCCCAUUUCUCACUCCCUAACCGCUGGACUAUAUCCCAACUACUGCCAUUUAGAUAGUCGGUAGUCGUCCGUCAUCCACUCUCCUCCCUUAACGCCGUCGAUCCGCCCAAGUGAUUGAUGUCCGCCUAACGCAUCCCUCCGAGAGCCUGUGCGCGCACCUAAUGUUCUCGUCCUGGUAUCACCGCCUACGCCUCCUCGCAGCUGGGCUUGGUCGUGUCGGCCUCUGAACAUGUCGGAAGUCCUGUCUCACCGGAUCCCAUACCGACUGUCGACUGCCUUAGAUGCUCUAUUCCGUCUCUGACUCCGGUUGAUUUGACCUUUCGGAAACCGACAAGAAUCUCAUGCGAUCGCGGGGGAUACUUCUCACUCCCCUCCAUCGACAAAAAUCUCCCCCCUGAACUUGGGGGCCGUCGACCGACCUCGACAGCCAUGGACCCCCAACUAAAUCCAACGGGCUCACGCCUCCAAUUCAUGGAUCUGUGGAAGAAACCGUCUUCUAGAUCAUCUCAGCAAUCCGACGAUGCCCCGGAUGGCCGGAUCGCGCACACGUUAACGGCCUGUACGAGGUGUAGACAGCGCAAAUCUAGAUGUGACCCCGGAAUCCCAAGAUGCGCCCCGUGCGAACGCAGCAAUGCCAAAUGCGUCUACUUCGAUUCCUCGCGGAAAUGCACCAUCCCUCGGACGUAUAUUGUCUCCCUUCGCGAAAAAGCCCGCGUACUAGAAAAAGAGCUGGCGGAGCUCGAGAAAGAUUUCCAACAUGCCGCAGAUGCCGAACUGAUGGUCCGCGGGGCGGGUCGCAUCCGCUUCAAGGAGAAUGACGAGUCAAGGUUCCUGGGACCGUCGAGUGGCAUCGCAAUCACCCGCUUGGUCAUGGAAAUGGCCAAACAGAACACCGAUUCGAAGAGUAUCAAAGACGUCGUCCCGGAGUUGACCGCGCAGGAGAUCAAGCUGGCCUUUGAAGAGGAAAGCUCCAAGCCGACGUCGAAAGUAUACCCCAUGAUCAGUUCGAUCCCUCAACCCAAUCUCCCCGCAAGGAAGUCGACCGACCGACUUGUCGACGUGUUUGUAGUCAAGGCGCAAGCGAUGCUUCCGACGUUACACCUUCCGACAUUUCGCCAGGAGGUAGACAAUGUCUUUAACGGUUCCGACGAUCCCUGCGAGAACUUCCAGUUGCGAAUUGUCAUUGCAAUUAGCAUGCAAAAAAUGGGCCCGACCUACGCAGGGCUGGCCGAUAGCUAUUAUCUCGCAGCGCUACCUUACUUGGAAUCGUCUCUGAAACGAAUGGAUCUAAAAUCGCUGCAGUGCUUGGUUCUUAUCGGGCAAUAUUCCCUACUGACCCCCACGAGAACUGCAGCCUACUGGGUCGUGGGUAUGGCGGUCAAACUAUGUCAGGACUUAGGUUUGACCGACGAGGAAUUGAUCACGGGAGCUUCCGACGGACAGAGACCCAAUCCCCUGGAAAUUGAUAUGCGGAGAAGGCUCUUCUGGAUUGUCACGUCGAUGGAAUUCGGCCUCUCUCACAGCCUUGGUCGUCCCAGUUGCUAUUCGGUCGACCACGAUUAUAUGCGAAGGGUCAAGUUCUUUGAAUUGGUGGACGAUGACUGCAUCACGCCGGAGGGCAUCCUGCCCGGGUCCCCCAAACUCGCCAAAUGUAUCGCGAUUCACUUCUUCAAAAUGCGACUGCUCCAAGCGGAGAUUAGACGGACUCUCUACCUGAACAAACGCGAUACACCCACCGACGAUCAGGACCCGUGGUUCUCUCAGAUGCUCGACAAACUUGAUCACUGGGUGGCCUCCUGUCCGAAGAACGACGGGGGAAGCGGUCUCAGUGAAACAUGGUUUCUUGGCCGGCGAAAUACGAUGAUUGUGUUUAUGUUCCGGCCCUCGCCUCAGAUACCCGAGCCCUCGUUGUAUGCGGCGCGGAGGUGCUACGAAGCAUCGAUAUUCAACGUCGCAAUGCAACGAGAGCAGAUCGCGACAGGGUCGGUGGAUCUGACGUGGAUCUUCACUCAAUCAUUGUUCAUGGCCCUCAACACCGUUCUCUGGUCUCUUUCUUAUCCCGAAAUUCGCAAGGAACACUCCAUUGAGGAAGUCCAACGUCACCUCGAUAUAGCACUCGACGGUAUCGUGCUUGCCGCGGAGCGAUGGCCAGGCGUCGAAUCGGCCUUGCUGCUCUACAAAAAUCUUGUGACCGCAUGCCUCAAGGCAUAUACUACCGAAGAAUCGUUCGUCGUCCAAUCACCCUCCAACCAUGCCACCCCCACCUCCUCUCAAGACGUGACGAGUCCCCCAUCAAUCUCGAGUCCCGCAAGCACGACCACUUCGUUCCAGUCCCAAAACGCCCGGGCCGGCAAGUGCUCGAAUCCCGACAGUCUGUCCUCGGGAACCUUAUCGAGAGGCCCUUCUGCAGAGCCGGCGUACUCGUACACGCAAGCUUCCCCGGCAUCCUCCACAACAAUCGAAUCGCUGAAGGCGCCGCAGUACACUCUGUGGGAGCCCCAGCUCCAGCAACCCCAACCGCCGCCAGCAGCCGCGCCACCACUGCCACCCUCAUCCACCGCCACGCCUACCCCUUAUACCACUCCGCCGUACAGUGAAGCGCCCACGUCCUUUUCGGGGUUGGCAUUUGAUCCGGAGACCCCACACAAUCCGUUCCCGACCGUCAUCCCACGCGUACAAGGCUGGGACCCGAACUUCACCCUCGGCUCCUCGACUCCGGGCCAUCUAGCAUACGUCGAGACGCAGGUGGAUCCGAUGGACUGGAUGGGCAUGAUGGGGAAUCAAUAUUCGCAAUAUUUCAACGGCGCAUUGCCCACCCCGUCCUGGCGCGGACGGACACUCAGCCAGCAGGAACAAAUCGAAUUGAUGGCCUCGUUGGAACAAAACAUUCCGGACGUUUCGGCCCAGCUGAUGCGCGAGACGGGGACGUUUUAUCAGACCUAAGCGUUUGCUUUUCAUUUCCUUCCUCGUUCUUCUUUGUCGAAAGCAAUUCGAAUCUUGACAAGUAGAUAUCGGUAGGUAGGUGCAGCCAGGCUCGAUGCGCCAAGAAGGGAUCGUAUCAGCCCGGUGGGAUAUAAUACCCUUGGGCCGUUGGGAUUGGUAGUUUAUGAGACAACGUCUGCAUUUGGUGUUGGAGCGUGCUUUGUCAUUUGGAAGGGAUGUUCUUCUUUGUUUGGUUUUGCUUUCUUUGCUUUUCUUUCAUGCUUGACGAGUAUCUGAGCGGCUUUAUCUUGGAUCAGUAGUUUUACAAUACAUGACCAUUGUGCAUUUGGUAUGACUCGAUCGAUUCGGCCGAUCAAACAGUGAAUCAGAAGACCUUAACUUGAGUUCAUUGACCAUUGAAAGGGGGACCCAUGGUUCGCGGCGAUCGACCGGAGACGUAUGGCGACAAAGAAGUCGAGGCGCUUAGUCAGGGACCUUCGGGCGAAAUACCGGGACAAUACGG